Messenger RNA from Penicillium cosmopolitanum, 2436 nucleotides. Its product is annotated as glycosyltransferase. Gene Ontology annotation, molecular function: hexosyltransferase activity; UDP-glycosyltransferase activity. NCBI's taxonomy places the organism in Eukaryota, Fungi, Ascomycota, Eurotiomycetes, Eurotiales, Aspergillaceae. Gene Ontology annotation, biological process: carbohydrate metabolic process. The record is from RefSeq and is a predicted model, not a curated record. The transcript is spliced from 6 exons. Bases 1 to 2436 code for a protein of 811 amino acids.
AUGGAAGAACCACCCCCAAGAUAUUCUCUCCUUGAGGCUAUUGGUUGGUCAAAAGAAGGAGCAAGCGUCAAAGAUGAUGGCCGUAUUGAGGUCGAUCUUGAUUCUUCCCUGUGUAAGACUGUUGCAAAAUUAAUUCCCCAUUCGCACGAACACCCUGAUUCCGAAACGGCUGCACCAUUACCUUUCGAUUGUGACAUUCAGCUCAACGUCGUUAUCCAAGUCGUCGGAAGUCGGGGAGACGUUCAACCCUUUAUUGCGCUCGGGAAUGAACUUCAGAAACAUGGCCACCGUGUGCGAAUCGCAACGCAUGGAGUUUUCAAGUCCUUCGUUCGUGACUCGGGUUUAGAGUUUUAUCCUAUCGGCGGAGACCCCUCGGAGCUUAUGGCCUACAUGGUGAAGAACCCGGGACUGAUUCCCCAGAUGAAAAGCCUGCGAGAUGGAGAAAUCCAGCGUAAACGCAGUAUGGUCGCUGAAAUGCUUCGGGGAUGUUGGCAUUCCUGCAUUGAUGAUGACCAAGAAAGCGACGAGCCCUUUGUGGCGGAUGCGAUUAUUGCUAAUCCCCCGAGUUUUGCCCACAUUCACUGUGCACAGGCUUUGUCUAUUCCAUUGCAUCUGAUGUUCACAAUGCCGUGGAGUAGUACGAGAUCUUUCCCGCAUCCUCUGGCAAAUUUGAAAUAUUCGACAACUGAACCAAAAAUGGCCAACUAUAUCUCCUAUAGCGUUGUCGAAUGGAUGACGUGGCAAGGUCUUGGCGAUAUCAUUAAUGAGUGGAGAGCGUCACUCGAUUUAGAACCGAUCCCGGUUACGGAGGGUCCUAAUCUAGCAGAGACCCUAAAAGUGCCUUUUACAUACUGCUGGUCUCCGAGCCUUAUGCCAAAACCAUCAGAUUGGCCAUCACAUAUUGAUGUCUGUGGUUUCUUCUUCCGGUCCGUUCCAGAUUAUUCGCCGCCGGCUGAUCUCGAAUCAUUUCUUCGACGUGGGAGUCGCCCAGUGUACAUUGGCUUUGGUAGCAUCGUUAUAGACGAGCCGGCUGCAAUGACAUCUAUGCUUCUAGACGCCAUCAAGUCACUAGGUGUUCGCGCAAUCAUAUCUCGUGGCUGGAGUAAGCUGGGCGGCGAGAACGCCUGCUCAGACGAUCAAGUCUUUUAUCUUGACGAUUGCCCGCAUGAAUGGCUAUUUCAACGUGUUGAUGCAGUUGUUCACCACGGCGGUGCAGGAACCACAGCAUGUGGUCUGCGUUUUGGAAGAUCUACUGUUAUCAUACCCUUCUUUGGAGAUCAACUAUUCUGGGGAAACAUGGUUGCAUCUCGGGGGCUAGGACCAAAGCCUAUCCCUUACAAAUCUUUAUAUGCUCAAAAUCUAGCCGAAGCUAUCCAGUUCUGUCUACAGCCAGACGCACAGUUGGCUGCACUAGAUGUCGCAAACCAGAUGGUCCAUGAGGACGGGGUUUCUCAGGCAGUCGCCUCCUUUCAUCGCAACCUCCCACUUGAUAAGAUGAGAUGUCAGCUUCUUCCCUCAGAACCAGCAGUGUGGCGGUUCAGGAAAUCAUCUAAAACUUCUCUUUCCUUGUCAAAGGUUGCCGCGGGAGUCUUGGUCGAAUACUCCCGCAUCAAGCUAAGCGAUCUUCACCUCCACGAAGUGAACCCAAUACAUAUCCAGAAUCGACGGUGGGAUCCGGUGACAGGAAUCACUUCCUCACUCCUGGGUACCGCCACCGAUGUUCUCCAGGCAUCAGGCGAUAUCUUCUAUCGUCCGUAUCAAGAACUUCGCCGCGUUCCUCACUCAAACUAUGAACAUUCUGACUCUAGGACUUCGAGCAUAACAUCUUUAACGGCCAAUUCCGUGAACUCUCAUGAAGGCAAAAAAGACUCGAAAUUGAAAAUGACUGGAUCGACACUGAAAGGAUCAGCGAAGAGUGCCGGAAGGAUGGUUGGCUUUUGGUACAAAGGAAUGUUGGUAGAUAUGCCUUUAGCAGUCAGUGACGGACUAAGAGCUGUGCCACGUCUUUAUGGUGAUGAGGUGAAGGAUCACGGGAAUAUCCGAGAUUGGAAAUCAGGAGCUACCUUUGCCGGCAAAAGCUUCGUUCACGGCAUGGCGGAAGGACUAACGGACAUCUUUUCUCAGCCUUACAAAGGCGGGCAGAAAGAGGGGGCAAAGGGUGUCAUUAAAGGUCUCGCCAAGGGAACUCUUGGGACUACCACCAAGGUGUCCUCAGCGGCACUGGGUUUGAUAGCAUAUCCAGCGCAUGGUAUGAUGAAAAGUCUGUAUACGGCAACACAUUGUAAAACGCGGAAACACAUCAUACAGGCGAGAGCCAAAGAAGGAAAGUAUCUGGUUGAUUCACCGAAGGGAGAGAUUCAUCGCCAGUCUAUCCUUCGGAAAUUCGAGGCUCAUCAACGGCAACCUAUUGAUCCACAUGGCUCAUCGUCCAAUUGA